GUCAUGGCUGUCAACGACGUAAAGCGAUCACACGAGAAGGACGAGGUCGCGUUGGGGUACCAGUCUGUGGGGUCUCCACCGUUGCCUACAGGGAUGCACUUGCCGAUUAAUGGAGGCCAGCGCAACUACCCGACGGAGGAGAGCGACGACCCACCAAUCGAUAUCGCUGAAGCAGAUGCCAUCCGACCGCCGAGGGGAGCAGUGCAGCGAUUUGUUCGCUACUAUCGCGUUCUCGAGUUCGGCACUGCCGUCGUUCUGUACCUCCUGGCGCUAGUGUUCGCAGAGAUCGACGUGCACGAGCGUCCAAUUCCUGGAAUUAAAGUCCGCUUGAACGCGACAGCCGUGGCGUGGUCUCUCGACCCAUCAAUUGACGAGAAAAAGUUAUCUGAAGAAGUACCGGUGUGGCUUCUGCUGUCGCUUGGAAUCGGUUUGCCUGUCGGAACAAAUCUCAUCAUGAACUACGUUCUCCCAAAAUGCAUCCAAGUCCGCAUUAUCGCCCACGAUACUCGUGACUUCCUUUUGAGUCUGUUUCAGUCGAUGGCACUUGCCACUUUCCUAACGCAAUUCACUAAAAACAUCACCGGUCGCUUUAGACCGAGUUUCUACGACAUGUGCAAGUGGAACCACGACGUUGUCUGGGACGGAGUCACCAACUUGUGCACCGACGCUGCUGGCGAGAAGGAAGGACGUAAAAGUUUCCCAUCAGGUCAUGCGUCGUUUGCAUGGGCGUCUAUGCUCGUAUUGACGCUUUACCUGCUUGGCCGAUCGCGUCUUAACUGCGAGAAUCGCAGUAACUCCACGCUGCGAGGCGGCAAGAAAUCCCUAAUGCUGUUCAUUUGCUGCUCGCCUGUUGUUCUUGCGGCUUGGAUUUCCAUCACGCGCUGCAUCGACAACUGGCACCACUACAGUGACAUCCUGGCGGGUAGUGUCAUUGGAGCCGUGUCUGCUAUUUUUGCGUUCAACUACAACUACGGAUCGAUCUUUGGCUACGAUUCGGCGGGUCUUCCUCUCGAGGAGAUCCAUGAACGUCGCAUGAACAAAGCGAGAGAAGCCAGAAUUGAGGAGCAGUUCGACAUUCAUCCAAAUUGGGCUCACCGGUUCGAGUCGAGGCCGCCGCUACUCAAGCAUAUGUCGAGCGAGUACAUCGUCGACUUCAGUAGCCGUAGCAUGGACUCUCACAUCGAGCAUUAA
Molecule: messenger RNA, 1191 nt
Organism: Phytophthora infestans T30-4
Lineage: Eukaryota; Oomycota; Peronosporomycetes; Peronosporales; Peronosporaceae
Product: phosphatidic acid phosphatase
Exons: 4
Coding region: 4-1191 (395 amino acids)
Biological process (GO): phospholipid metabolic process
Molecular function (GO): phosphatidate phosphatase activity
Source: RefSeq, a predicted model, not a curated record